AUGGUGUGGAUAAAGGCCAAAAAGCAGGGGGAGGUUUCCAAAAAUAAAACCCUCCGGUUUCCUCCAGAAGUCUUCAGUAAGAGGCGAGGAGGCGCGAAGACCAGGAGAAAACGAGCCGCCUGGCAGAAUCUGGAGCGUAGACGGCGGGCAUCGGGCGCGCCAACCCCAAGUUCCCAAGCGCACGGCUUCACCGCCGCCCCCCGCGUCAUGAGGCCAUCGCCGGCCACCCGUUGCUCCGGAUUUGUCCUGCGGAACCCCUGGAGGGACUUCUUGCCGCUCCUCCUGGUUCUCUUCGCGGGCAUGGGUCAAGCCCAGAGGGACCCCAUGGGGAGAUACGAGACAGCUGGCAGAAACGCGAAUCGGCUGAGGCGCCCUGGGGGCAGGCACCCCACGGCAUCCGCAGCAAAAGUGUACAGUCUGUUCCGAGAGCAAGACGCGUCCGACCUGAGAUUGACUGCCGCUGAGAGGGCGCAGCCGGGCUGGGGGAGCCCCAGAAGUCUCGCGGAGGCUGAGGCCAGGAUGCCGCCCCGCGCGCUGCAGCCGCGCCGUGUCCAGCCACCUGCGCAGCCGCGGAGAAGCAGUCCCCUGCGCCAGCAGCAGUCCGCAGCCCAGUCCCCGGCUGCCUGGGCUCGAUCUCGCCCCCGGACCUCGCAGCGGCCCGGGACUGCGCCCCCAACUCCAACGCGAGGGCGGCUCACGGGGAGGAACGUCUGCGGGGGACAGUGCUGCCCAGGGUGGACGACAUCGAAUAGUACCAACCACUGUAUCAAACCUGUGUGCCAGCCACCAUGCCAGAACAGGGGCUCUUGCAGCCGACCCCAGCUCUGCAUCUGCCGCUCAGGCUUCCGUGGAGCCCGCUGCGAGGAGGUCAUUCCUGAGGAGGAAUUUGAUCCCCAGAAUUCCAGGCCAGCACCUCGACGCUCAGCUGACGGUUCCCCCAAGCUGCUCAGGAGCAGUGCAGCCCGAGAAGGCACCUCAGCCAGAACUCAGCCACAGACACCACAGCUACUGAUGGCCAGGACACUGAGUGGAUUCAGCCAGACCCAGCCCUCCCAGCAGCAAGUGGGGCUGUCCCGGACCGUCCGACGUUACCCGGCUGCCGCUGCCACUGGCCAGCUGACUUCCAAUGCCCUGCCUGUGGGACCAGGCCCUGAGCAAAGGCAUGGCGCCCAGCAGGCAGCACAUCUUGGCCAUGUUUCAUCCCCCUGGGGGCUGAACCUCACGGAGAAAAUCAAGAAGAUCAAGAUCGUCUUCACUCCCACCAUCUGCAAGCAGACCUGUGCCCGCGGGCACUGCACCAACAGCUGUGAGCGCGGCAACACCACCACCCUCUACAGCCAGGGUGGUCCUGGGCAUGACCCCAAGUCUGGCUUCCGCAUCUAUUUCUGCCAGAUCCCCUGCCUGAACGGAGGCCGCUGCAUCGGCAGGGAUGAGUGCUGGUGCCCGGCCAGCUCCACCGGGAAGUUCUGCCACCUGUCUGCCCCCAUACUGGACAGAAAACCUCCAGAGGAGGUCUUGAACCACAGAGCCCUGUUGGAGAGUCCCCUGAAGCAGUCCACCAUCACAUUACCUCUCUCCAACCAGCUCGCCUUCGUGAACCCCUCCUUGGUGAAGGUGCACAUCCACCACCCUCCCGAGGCCUCGGUGCAGAUCCACCAGGUGGCGCGGGUGCGGGGCGAGGCUGUGGAGGCCCGAGAGGAGAACAGCGUGGAGACCAGACCCUCGUCCCGGCUCCCUGUCAGCCCGGGCCACAACCACUGGGACAGCAAUAGCAUCCCCACUCGCUCUGGAGAGUCCCCUCGGCCACUGCCCCCCGCGGUACCCAGACCUCACGGACUGCUGGGCCGAUGUUACCUGAGCGCUGUGAAUAGGCAGUGUGCCAACCCCCUGUGGGAGCUGACCACCCAAGAAGAUUGCUGUGGCAGCGUGGGAGCCUUCUGGGGGGUGACCUCAUGCUCCCCGUGCCCACCCAGACCAGCCUCCCCAGUGAUUGAAAAUGGCCAGGUAGAAUGUCCCCAGGGAUACAAGAGACUGAACCUCACUCACUGCCAAGAUAUCAAUGAGUGCGUGAUCUUGGGCCUCUGCAAAGACGCAGAGUGUGUGAACACCAGGGGCAGCUACCUCUGCACGUGCAGGCCUGGCCUCAUGCUGGACCCUUCGCGGAGCCGCUGUGUGUCGGACAAGGCCGUCUCCAUGCGGCAGGGGCUGUGCUACCGGUCGGUAGGGCCAAACACCUGCACCCUGCCUUUGGCCCAGCGGAUCACCAAGCAGAUAUGCUGCUGCAGCCGUGUAGGCAAAGCAUGGGGCACUGAAUGUGAGACUUGCCCCCUGCCUGGCACAGAGGCCUUCAGAGAGAUCUGCCCGGCGGGCCAUGGCUACACCUACUCAAGCUCAGACAUCCGCCUGUCCAUGAGGAAAGCUGAGGAGGAGGAACUGGCCAGGCCCUCCAGGGAGCAAGGGCAAAAGAACAAUCGGACCCUGCCUGGGCCAGUGGAGAGGCUGCCACUCCGGGCGGCCACUGGCACCUGGCUAGAGGCCGGGACUAUCCCUGACAAGGGUGAUGCUCAGACUAGCCAGGUCACAACCAGUGUCACCCAUGCACCUAUCUGGUUCCCAGAUGCUGUGGCAAGACCCACACCACCACUACCUGGACAGGUGAUUCCAGAGACCUGGGAGAGAGAGCAAGUGACCUUCCCCACUGACAUACUGGUGGCCCUGGGCCCCCCAGACAUUGAUAGCUGUGCCGCCACCGGAACCACCAACAUCUGUGGCCCAGGAACCUGUGUGAACCUCCCAGAUGGAUACAGAUGUGUCUGUAACCCUGGCUACCAGCUCCACCCCAGCCAGGCCUACUGUACCGAUGACAAUGAGUGUCUGAGGGAUCCCUGCACAGGAAGAGGGCGCUGUGUCAACCGUGUGGGCUCCUACUCCUGUUUCUGUUACCCCGGCUACACGCUGGUCACCUCAGGGGCCACUCAGGAGUGUCGAGAUAUAGAUGAGUGUGAACAGCCAGGGGUGUGCACCAGCGGGCAGUGUACCAACACCGAGGGUUCGUACCACUGCGAGUGUGACCAGGGUUACAUCAUGGUCAGGAAGGGACACUGCCAAGAUAUCAAUGAAUGCCGUCAUCCUGGCACCUGCCCUGAUGGGAGAUGUGUCAACUCCCCCGGCUCUUACACUUGUCUGGCCUGUGAGGAGGGCUACAGGGGCCAGAGCGGGAGCUGUGUAGAUGUGAAUGAGUGUCUGACCCCGGGGGUCUGUACCCAUGGAAAGUGCAUCAACCUGGACGGCUCCUUUAAAUGCUCUUGUGAACAGGGUUACACGGUCACCUCAGAUGAGAAGGGCUGCCAAGAUGUCAAUGAGUGUGCCAGCCGGGCUGCGUGCCCCACUGGCCUCUGCCUCAACACUGAGGGCUCCUUCGUCUGCUCAGCCUGUGAGAGCGGAUACUGGGUAAAUGAAGAUGGCACUGCUUGUGAAGACCUAGAUGAGUGUGCCUUUCCGGGAAUCUGUCCCUCGGGGAUGUGUACCAACACUGUGGGCUCCUUCUCUUGUACGGACUGUGAGACUGGCUACAGACCCAGCCCCCUGGGCCGCACCUGUGAAGAUGUGGAUGAGUGUGAAGAUCCCCAGAGCAGCUGCCGGGGAGGCGAAUGUAGGAACGUGGUCGGCUCCUACAAGUGCCUCUGCCCCCAAGGCUUCCGACUGGUCAAUGGCACCGUGUGUGAGGACGUGGACGAGUGCGUGGGGGAGGAGUACUGCGCACCGCACGGCGAGUGCCUCAACAGCCACGGAUCCUUCUUCUGCCUUUGUGCGCCAGGCUUUGCCAGCGCGGCCGGGGACGACACCAGCUGCCUGGAUGUGGACGAGUGUGCCGCAGCAGACCAGUGUCCAGAAGGGCAUUGUGUCAACACCGAGGGCUCCUUCAGCUGUCUGUGCCAGGCUGGCUUCCAGCCCUCCCCGGAGGGUGGGGAGUGUGUGGAUAUCAACGAGUGUGAGGACUCUGCGGGCUCCGUGUGUGGAGCCUGGAGGUGUGAGAACAGCCCUGGCUCCUUCCGCUGUGUCCUGGCCUGCCAGCAGGGCUUCCACAUGACCCCGUCUGGAGACUGCAUCGAUAUAGAUGAGUGUGCCAAUGACACCGUGUGUGGGAACCAUGGCUUCUGUGACAACUCUGACGGCUCCUUCCGCUGCCUCUGUGACCAGGGCUUUGAGACCUCGCCCUCAGGCUGGGACUGUGUUGAUGUAAACGAGUGUGAGCUCAUGCUGGCCGUGUGUGGGGCUGCGUUCUGUGAGAAUGUGGAGGGCUCCUUCCUAUGCCUCUGCCCCAGCGACCUGGAGGAGUACGAUGCUCAGGAGGGGCGCUGCCGUCCGCGGGCGGCUGGAGGUCAGAGUAUCUCUGAGGCUCCGACAGUGGACCACCCCGUCGGUCCCAUCCGCAUGGAAUGUUACACUGGGCAGGAGAGCCAGCUGCCCUGUUCCAGCAUCCUGGGCCGUAACACCACACAGGCCGAGUGCUGCUGUACCCAGGGCACCCGCUGGGGAGACGCCUGCGAGCCCUGCCCAGCAGAGGACUCAGUGGAAUUCAGUGAGAUCUGCCCCAGCGGUAAAGGCUACAUCCCUGUGGAAGGUGCCUGGAUGUUUGGACAGACCACGUACACAGAUGCCGACGAGUGUGUGAUGUUUGGGCCGGAUCUCUGUCAGAAUGGCCGGUGCCUCAACACAGUGCCCAGCUACAUCUGUCUAUGUGACCCCGGCUACCGCUAUGAUGCCUCCAGCAAGAAGUGUGAGGACCAUGAUGAGUGCCAAGCCCUGGCCUGUGAGAACGGCGAAUGCGUGAACACAGAAGGUUCUUUCCACUGCUUCUGCAGCCCCCCACUCGUCUUGGACCCUGGCCGGCAGCGCUGUGUGAAUAGCACCAGCAACGUGGACGACCUCCCUGACCAUGACAUCCACAUGGACAUCUGCUGGAAAAAAGUCACCAAUUACUUGUGCAGCCAGCCUCUGCGUGGGCACCGCACUACAUACACAGAAUGUUGCUGCCAGGACGGCGAAGCCUGGAGCCAGCAGUGUGCCCUGUGCCCCCCCAGGAACUCUGAGGUCUACGCUCAGCUGUGCAACGUGGCACGCAUCGAAGCUGAGCGGGAGGCCGGGGUCCUCUUCCGGCCAGGCUACGAGUAUGGCCCUGGGUCUGAUGACCUGCACUACAGUCUCUAUGGCCCUGAUGGAGCCCCCUUCUACAACUACCUGGGCCCUGAGGACAACAUCGCUGAGCCACCUUUCCACACGGCCAGCCACCCAGGGGACCGCACAACCAUCCUGGAGUCUCCCCUGCAGCCUCCAGAAGCCCAGCUGCACUAUGUGGCCAGCCAGCCAGGUCUGUGUGGUUGUAAACAAGGAAAGCUGCGCGCAGAAGCAGUUUCACUUCCUUCUCCUGUUAGUCAUGAGGAAGGGAAAAGACACACCAAGUCAGACGUUCUCCUCACAUGGGUCACUCAGGGUCAACUCCAAAUGCCUGGGUCAGACCUAAUGACCCCAUAUGAGCAGGCCGGCUUCGAGGGGCUUCAGGCUGAGGAGUGUGGCAUCCUGAACGGCUGUGAGAAUGGCCGGUGUGUGCGUGUGCGGGAGGGCUACACCUGUGACUGCUUUGAGGGCUUCCAGCUGGACACAGCUCACAUGGCCUGUGUGGACGUGAAUGAAUGUGAGGACUUGGAUGGACCUGCCGCGCUCUGUGCCCAUGGUCACUGCGAGAACACGGAGGGUUCCUACCGCUGUCACUGCUCGUCAGGUUACGUGUCCAUGGCAGACCCCCCGCACUGCGCUGCCGAGGAGUAG
Messenger RNA from Chrysochloris asiatica (Cape golden mole), 5829 nucleotides. It is a transcript of the gene LTBP2, whose product is annotated as latent transforming growth factor beta binding protein 2. Lineage: Eukaryota; Metazoa; Chordata; Mammalia; Afrosoricida; Chrysochloridae. Gene Ontology annotation, molecular function: calcium ion binding. The record is from RefSeq and is a predicted model, not a curated record.